Messenger RNA from Rhizophagus irregularis DAOM 181602=DAOM 197198, 1575 nucleotides. RefSeq lists its product as uncharacterized. The record is from RefSeq and is a predicted model, not a curated record. Lineage: Eukaryota; Fungi; Glomeromycota; Glomeromycetes; Glomerales; Glomeraceae.
AUGGAAGGGUCAAGUUCAAAUUCAAAUUAUGUAAAUCCCAGGUAUAAAAGCUAUGACAAACAUAGUACUCGUCAUAGUAACUAUAAUAACUAUAAUAACAAUAAUGCUCAACAUAACUUGGAUUAUAACGAUGACUACCUUCUUUUUAUCUGGCUCGCUUCUUUAAAGCGGUUCGAGGAAUAUUUAUAUCUUUUUAUUAUAGUUUGGAAUUCUCUUAGGCUUGAUAAUGAUCGUGUUGGCCGUUCCUUGGAAUUUAAUGACGAAGUCGGCCAAAUGAAAAAUCAUGUCGAAGAUUUAUUCACAAAUAGCGUUAUUAAUAAACAAGAAUUGGAAAAAUAUUCUACUUUAUUAGAUGAUUAUAGAGAUCAUAGUUAUAAUGAUUUAGAAGCCAAGAAAGAAUUUGUACAUAAUGCUUUAAGCAAAUUGGAAAAAUAUGGAAUAAGUAAAUAUAAACAUCAAUUGAAUAGCUUAAAGGCUUUACAAAAAAGACACGUACGUCAAAUGAUUCUAGAUAGAAUGGAAUCAUUUGUUGAUAUUUCAAGUCAAUCUCAUAUUGUAGAUGAAGAAGAAAAUGAUUUAUCAGUAGAUAAUCCAAUUGAACUCAGAAAAGAAAUCGAGAGUUUACGUAAACAAAAUAGUAAAUUGGUUCAAGAAAAUUCACAUUAUCAAGCAACUUUAGGAAAUAUGACAAAUACUCGUUUAAGUGAUCAAGAUCCAAAUAAUGCCACUCAAUUAAUUUCAGAUAUAAAAGAAUUGCAACAUUUACUCGAGGAAUUUACGAUAGUUCAAGGACCUGACUAUAAAAUUAAUGAAAAGAAAUCCAUGGAAUUGUUUUCUAAGAAUAAGUGCCAAGCAAAUUUCUCAAUGCCAAAUGCUAAAUUGAUUUUAGGUGGAAUUCUUCAAAAAUGUGUUAUAUUACAAAUUUUAGAAAACUUUGAAUCAUAUUUCAAGAAUUUCAAGACCAAUAAAUAUCGAAAUAAUACGGAUGAUGUUUUGGAAUUUGAGAUUUUAAAUACAACCGAAAGAUUAACACAAUGUUUUAAUCAUUUUAACGAGAAACGCCCGGGAAAAGAUGAUAUUACGCAAACUAUUCCAACCAAAAUUCGUCAACAAAUUUGCGCAUCUCUUGGAAGCCGUGGGUUUUCAAAUGAGAAUCACCCUUUAAUCGUAGAAACAGCGAAAAAGAUACGUGAUUCAAUGAACAUAUAUCGAGAAAUUACUGAUCCAGAUAUUUUAGAUGAAAUAGAUACUCAAUCAAUUCAAAUUACUCAUAAAGUGAUUAGUAUAUUUAUUUUUCGUUUAAAAACUCAACAAAUUGAACCAAAAUAUCAUUUCUUUAAAAGUGGGGACGAAAUAGAUACUCGACUUAUGCAAGGUUCCUGGCGUGAAGAAGUAAAAAAAUCAGAAGUCGUUGAAGUUUGUUAUUUUCCUUGUAUAUUGAUUCAGGAGGAUAAUAAAUCAAAUCAAAAAAUUCUUGUAAAAGCUCAAGUAUACACGAGACCAAAGAAUACUGCUACUAGUGCUACUGGUGGAAGUAGUAGUGUGUUCGAUAUGUUCAAAAAUAUUAUAAAGUAA